This is a messenger RNA of Coprinopsis cinerea okayama7#130, 1557 nucleotides long. RefSeq lists its product as hypothetical. NCBI's taxonomy places the organism in Eukaryota, Fungi, Basidiomycota, Agaricomycetes, Agaricales, Psathyrellaceae. The transcript has 3 exons. The record is from RefSeq and is a predicted model, not a curated record. Gene Ontology annotation, molecular function: protein binding. The coding region runs from base 1 to 1557 and encodes 518 amino acids.
AUGCCCGCCAUUCCAGGAACCCUCUCAAGUGACAUGUUCAACCGUAUUCGCAAACUCUUCCCGAAGCCAGCCACUACCAAGUUUCAAGAACCGCCCGCCAGCUUGACUACGCUUCCGGCUGAGGUAUUGACGAAGAUCAUGGAGGAUGUGGGAUGGGAGGGCAUUCUGGUACUUCGCGAAUGCUCUCGACACCUCGCCAGGGUUUCUAAACUCCGUUCCUUGUGGCUCGACAUCUUUAGACGGUGGUGCGGUGCCACGAUUCCCAUGCCUUUCUUCCUCCCCAAACGGGUCGACCUAUGCACGGCGGAGGAUUUGGAAGAUAUCGUCGUUGGGUUCUGGACCAGGCGUCGCCAUUUGCCAGGUCAGCUCAGGGAACCUCGCGAGCUCGUCUUCGGCCCGCCUCCUCACAGCGUCAGGGAGUUCGAAGACCUUGGGUUCCUACCUGGGGACAGGUUCCUCCUGUAUUAUUCGAAAGUGGAUGGAGCGAUUUACUAUUGUCACGUCGAGCAUCCGGAACACGGCGGCAUGUUCAUCCCCAGCGCGUUCAAGAACCCGGCCAACGCUAGUGCACUGGCAGAAUCGAAGGCUGAAGUGCGGAUUGCGUUCGACUGCUUUGGGGCGCAGGAUAUCGAAGCUACAGAUCGAUCUUCUGGCGAUCUAUACUUCCCGCCUCGGUUCAAUAUGGCACUCGUGCGUUGGCGUUCGGGAGGGGAGGGACCUUUCAUCGAAGUCUGGGAGGUGGCGCCAGAGAGUCGUGCCCUGGACGGACGGGUGCAAGGAUUCACAACUCGAAAGCUGGCUUCUCUCCGCGCGGAUUACCCGGAUUCUCAUGUCUCUUCUCCGUCACUAUACAAGAAUCAUUUAGCGUACUCUCUCGUCAAGACCGGUGUGGUUACUGUCCUUGAUUGGACCCUUGGGUUUUCGCAAGACGCGGAUUCAUAUAGGCGGAUCCACGUUCGCAUCGGAUUCGAUCCCAGGAAAAUCGUCCUCUUACCAAGCAAACGGUUUCUCGCAGUGAGCCAGUCGGGGAUAGGCGUUUGGGAUUGGAGCAAAACUCGGCCACUUACCACUGCUGUCAUCGCGCAGUCGACCACUAAUGAGGGCGAUGUUGACUUCCCUCGAAUCCGACCUAUCGCGAAGAAGCGGUUCGACAAGUACCUAUUCGAUUGCAUGCCCGUCUACUUCAUUCGGGAUUCAAUCCGUAUGGUUGUGGCGCAUUCUGAAUCGAUAUUUGGCGUCGUCAUCCCCUUGUCCCCCUCAUCAGAGCGUCUGAAGAUCCGAAUCGUCUCCCUCGUUGAGGAGACACCCACAGACCCCGAAUCCAUCCUGACCACAGAAAGCCUGGGAUACAACAAGGGCGUUAUCACCGACGAGGACGCCAACUAUUGGGUUGGCUACCCAUGGCCAGACGAGAAAUCAGAAGACCGUGAAGUCGCCGUGGUCGAGCUUCUUCCCCACGACGAGAAUCUCAAUGACAAGAUCUACUUUAGCGAGUCGAUGGACCGGAUCGUCGCGUUUGAUUCGGCCAAGACAGCGUUUUAUGUGUAUGACUUGUAG